UGCGGUUUGAUUGAACUGAAUGGUUCAUUAAGCAGUUUUCUUACUGUUCAUUCAGACCUAAAUCACAGUGGUUCCAUUUGUCUUUAUCAGAUAUCACAACAUACUCUGCUAAGGUCUAAGGAAUUUGAACCUGCAUUGACUCUGGAAAGGAAAGAAUGAGUCAUAAGGUAAGCAAGACUCAAAGUUACAUCAGCACUCCUGAUAGCAAAAAAACCGGUUGUGUGGGCUGCAGAGCUUCUGCACCUCAACUCCUCCCCACAGAUCAAGAGAGUGACAGAGAUUGCCCAUUAACUGGCAGGCGAUCAUUUCACUGGGUGCCUUUGUUAAAAGCACUCUGAGACGCAAGUCCAUGCAGUGCUGCUGACCGGUAUUGACCUGGAGGAUAAGUCCUGUUUAUGUGUAGGAUUACAAAGUGUAGGUGUUACGAGAAUCUAUUGAGCGAAUAUACUCAUGGAUUGCCCGGACCAAUCCCUUGGACAAUUUACAGACUUCAAGAAGGGUGACUUUGAGGCUAAUUGGAAUAAGCUAGCAGAAUCUAAAUUUGGUCAUGUGUACCAAGUCAAGCUCAAGCUUUUGAGGGAACAAUACGCGAUGAAAACCUUUGAUACAAUCUUAUGUACCAACAACUACAGGAAAAUAAUAGAUGAAGUGUCCAAGAUUGCAAAACUCAAAUGCAAAUACAUUAUUUCCGUCCAUGGAAUAUGCAGUGAAGCAUCUGCUGUUGUGAUGGAGCACAUGAGUAAUGGAUCUUUAAACAGUCUCCUGGCCAGUAUGUCUUUUAUGUGGCCAAAGAAGUUUCAGAUGAUUCAAGAGACUGCCAUGGGAAUGAACUUCCUUCACAGCAUGAAACCUCCCCUUCUUCAUCUAAACCUAAAGACAUCCAACAUCCUUCUUGAUGACCAUCUUCAUGUCAAGAUUGCAGACUUUGGUUUAAUCCAUUGGGAUGAAGGCAUGGACAAGAAUGAAUUUAUGGAGUACCUCAUAGCAAGAGGAAACAUACGCUACAUUCCACCAGAGAUAUUUACAAAUUGCCCUGGACCUCCAGGACCUGCCUUUGAUGUUUACAGCUUUGGAAUUGUGAUGUGGGAGAUUUUAUCACAGAAGAAACCAUAUCCAGGGUGCAGUGUGCCAGCAGUCAUCCUGCAGGUGUCACAGGGCAAGAGACCCUGUUUGGAGUUUUUGCCAGCUCCAAGACCAAGCGACUGCGAUCAGAUGAUCAGCGUUAUGAAACAGUGCUGGAACCAGGACCACAGCAAGAGACCACAGUUUGUAGAUACUGUGAGGAAAACUGAGCGUUUGAAUGAAGGCUGGAAGAUCUCUGGUCCGAUGGACUGUCAAAACAAUGGGGACGCCAAGCAGGAAUCCUAUUAUUCAUGGCUGAUCUCCCCAGAGCACCAAAAUUAUUUUGCUGAGAAGCUGACGUUUUCUUCAGAUGACCAGAAUGUCGAGGAUAGCGUCCUGUCUUUACUAACGAAAAAGGACUUUGGUAGUUUUAGGCAAUCUGUGAAACGAGAGGAUGUUUGUAUGCAGUUUUCGGGCCAGAAAAGCCUCCUUCACUACACUGUAGCCAGCGGUGAUUUAGAAAGUGUCAAGCAUGUCCUGAGUCUGGGAGCUGAGGUCAACUCUGCAACUGCAAAGGGAUACACGCCUCUUAUUAUUGCUGUUCUGCAAAGAUUUCAUGACAUCAUCCCUUUGUUACUGGAACACGGAGCCUCUGUAACCCAUGGAGAUGAAGAUCAAUGGACAGCACUCCAUUUUGCUGCUCAAAAUGGAGAUGAUAGGAUUGCCAGGAUUCUAUUGGACAAAGGAGCUUCGCCAAAUGGUCGGGAAAAAUCCGGUUGGAUGCCACUUCAUCUGGCCUCCCAGAAUGGCCACGAAUCUGUGGUGCGCCUGCUGAUUUCACGUUCCUCAGAAGAAGAUGUUGUAGAACGGGAGGAGGAACAUGGCAGGACUCCAAUCCAUUUAGCCUCUUUCUAUGGGCAUCUGAAUAUUGUCAAACUCCUUCUUACUCUUAAAGCAGAUCCCAAUGGCACUGACUUAGCCCUUUCCACUCCACUUCACUUGUCAGCUGAGCGAGGCCAGAACCGCGUAGUCAGACAUCUACUUAAGUUUGGGGCUAAUACCAACGCCACAGACAAGAAAGGAUGUACACCUCUUCACCUGGCCGCUCUGUGGGGUCAUGCAGGCAUUUGCAGACAGCUGCUGUUAAAUGGAGCCAACCCAGAGUCCAAGAACCUCCAGGGCUGGACUCCUAUUCACCUAGCUGCUUUAAAAGGACAUGAAGCCGUGGUGGUCCAGUUGAGUCAGGGUGGUUGUGUGAAUUCAAGGGGUCAGAAUGGAUGGACCCCGUUACACUUAGCCUGCCACCAGAACCAGCCGGACGUGGUGGAAAAACUUCUGGCAGCUGAAGCCAACCCAAACACAGCAGAGGACAGCAAUGGAUGGACACCCCUUCACAUAGCCUGCAUUGGAGUCUGCUUCCCCUGUGUCCUCAAACUGCUGUCAUAUCAAGCAGAUGUCAACGCAGUAAAUUCAGAAAAAGUAACACCCUUACACCUGGCUGCAAAGCAAGGUUGUGAAGCCAUUGUGAAGGCUCUGCUGAUGAAUGGAGCUGAUGGAACGAUGCUAGACUCUUCAGGCUCCACAGCUCUGGAUGUUGCCCAGAGAAGUGAAAAACGGGAAAUUGGGCACCUGUUGAAGAGGGGAUCCUCCGAAUACCAAUGCUGAAGAAAGACACUGUUAAAUUAUACUAAAACGAAGUGAAAUAGUGGUUUUAAGAUGUGUUUUUGUUAGGCUGCCCCAGGCAGGAAAUUAUCUCCUGAUGAAAUGUGGUUUCAUUCUAUAAAUUAGUUAUCUUCAUGCAAAAAAGCAAAAUACCCAAAUCUCUAUAAAUUUACGAGACUAGGAUUUGGUCAAAAAGCAUGGGAGCAAAUACAAAUAAAGAAAUAACAAACAAAUCAUUUCCUUUCAAUUCUAGAGUUAAUUUGUUGGUUUUUGUAACUGCUGAAACUAAUACAACUUUAAAUAAAAAGUACAGAAAAGUGCUGUUGUCAUAAGUGCUCAUUACAUAUCUGAACAUUUCAUAGCAAAUAAUCCGGCUAAAUCCCAUGCGACUGACAAGGCAAUGAAGUUUUUAGGUGAAAUUCUCCAGCUAUAGAUGAUGCAUAGAUUAUAUGCUUAACGAAAAGCCAAGAUAAUUAUCUGUCAGUCUUGAAAACUGAAGGAAAUGUAGUUGUGCUACACUCAUUUACCACUCUGACAUCUUAUUAAAAUGAAAUAAAAUGCAGGGAUUGAGGUGAGAUAUUGACCUACACUUCCACCGGAUUUUCCCUCAACCACUGGAGACUGACUCUGAAAGAGAGGUCUGAGUUAAGUCCAAUCAAAUUAGAGUAAAUGAACAGUGCACAGUUAAAAUUGGAUUGAGAUUGGGCUUCAUUUUUUUUUGUAUUGCUCAAAAGAAUAGGGUUUUUAAGUGGUAUUUUAAUUAUCCCCUCCAGGACCUAAGAUAAUUGAUGUUCUGUUACUGUUUUCAUUUGCCUUUCAGGCUUUUCUCUUUCUUUUUUCUGCCCACCUAAACACAGUUUUAACCAAAUUACUCUAUGUAUGUCGGCACAAAAAUACAUUUCAAGUCAAUUUCAAUAAAAAUCAUCAAUGGGACAAACAAAUGAUGUAAUAGUUGUUUCUACACAUGAAUUCAUACACCAGCAAAGUCUGUCAAUAGAUGACUUCUAUGCUUCUUCAAGCAAAAUGUUCCCCAUGGGUUUAUAGUUUGACUAGACAUUUUUUUAAGUUUGUAGGGAUAUUUUUUUUUACUUAUUUUCAAUCUUUUGCAGGGCAGUUAAACACUGAUUUCCAGGUGUUGUGUAACUAGUUAUUUUCAGGCAAAUUUCAGAGGUUCCUUGAAUGAGUCAUGGGGCCAGUCUAAAGCAUUUUCCUUUCCCAAAUUCCUCUCUUUCCCUCAUGUCAAUAGAUAGGAAACAAGAGAAAUUCAGAUGGAAAUAAAAAAAAGAGAUUUGUACAUUUGCAGGGUUUGACACAACUGUUUCUAUAGUAAUGUAAAAUGCAUCACAGCAAAAGAUGUGAUGCAACUCCACCUAGGUUGUACUGUAUAAUCUACAUGGACCA
Oryzias latipes (Japanese medaka) is the source of this 4125-nucleotide messenger RNA. It is a transcript of the gene ankk1, whose product is annotated as ankyrin repeat and kinase domain containing 1. Lineage: Eukaryota; Metazoa; Chordata; Actinopteri; Beloniformes; Adrianichthyidae. The record is from RefSeq and is a predicted model, not a curated record. Gene Ontology annotation, molecular function: ATP binding; protein binding; protein kinase activity. Gene Ontology annotation, cellular component: cytoplasm. Gene Ontology annotation, biological process: regulation of cell cycle process; protein phosphorylation.